CGAAAAUUGGUCGUUUGUUGUAUUAAUUCUAUUCAUUCUUUGAAAAUAAUUGAUAUGUAGGUUGAGGUCGUAAUAAUACAGUAUUAAAUUUUCAGCGUACUAUAGACUAAUGGUAUCAGUAAUUUAGUUAUAAUGUCCACCCCGCCGCCCCAGCAGCCCCAGGCACGGCGCUCCGCUGGAGACAGUAAGAAGAACACCCCACCGGUAUCGAACAUAGUCACUAGAAAUGGUGCCCGCAAAGCGAAAAUUCAAACACGAGCGAUGUCGUCGGGAGCUAAACCUUCCGCGUCAGUCGCGUCGAUGAAGCGGAGAGCGCAACAGAAGAAGAAACACUGUGUCGACACUGUGCUCCGGGAUCAUUAUCAAAUUGCAAUGGAUUCGAAAACCAAAGUGAAGGGGCCAACUGGGUUUGUGACGGAGCCCCGAAUGGCGGAGCACCGUUGUCUCUGGGACGACAACUACCCGGAAUGCCCUGAGAGACUCACUAGCGUCAUCAAUAGGUGCGAAGAACUGAACCUGAUUGAGCAGUGCAAACAGUAUGAGCCCCGGGCAGCCACCAAAGAAGAACUGACCACUAUGCACUCCCCGUCGGUGUUCGAGCUACUUGAGACCACUCACCAGAACCAGGACCUGGAGUAUCUGGAGGAGGUGUCUUCGAGAUAUGACGCUGUGUAUAUACACCCGAGCACUCACGAGCUAGCCCUCCUAUCAGCCGGCUCAACCAUCGACAUGGUGGACCGGAUAAUAUCCGGUGAUAUCCAGAACGGUGCGGCGUUCGUCCGGCCGCCCGGACACCACGCCAUGCGCGCCGAACCUUGUGGAUACUGCUUCUAUAAUAACGUGGCGCUGGCUGCUAAACACGCUAUAGACAAAGGAUUAAAUAGGAUAUUAAUCGUCGAUUGGGACGUACAUCACGGACAGGCCACGCAACAAAUGUUCUACGACGAUCCCAGAGUAGUAUACUUCUCCAUUCACCGCUACGAGCAUGGAGCCUUCUGGCCGAACCUGCGACAGUCCAACUUCCACUAUACAGGCUGUGGUCGCGGCACUGGGUACACCUUUAAUGUGCCCCUUAACAAGACUGGCAUGGCCGACGCGGACUAUAUCGCUAUAUGGACGCAGCUACUGUUACCAAUGGCUCUGGAGUACCAACCCGAGCUGAUCAUAAUAUCGGCCGGUUACGACGCUGCGGUCGGCUGCCCCGAGUUCUCGCCACAGCUGGUGGUCGUGUCGGCGGGGUAUGACGCCGCGCUGGGCGACGAAAAGGGCGAAAUGGAAGUGACACCAGCGUGCUACGCUCACCUCCUCAACAUGCUCAUGUCUGUCUGUCCGUCUGUCUGUGUGGUGCUAGAAGGGGGGUACUGCCUACCCUCAUUGGCAGAGGGCGCUGCGCUCACUCUGCGGACAUUGUUGGGUCAUUCACCCCCAGCGUUGGAGAAGACUGGAGAACCCUGUGAUGAAAUACGGGACACCAUACUAAACUGCAUAUACGCACACAAGCAACACUGGCGUUGCUACAACUACCAACACACAUACAGCACAGACGGAAUCCCAAACGUGUGUGAUAGAGCGAAACAGAAACAUACCGUCUGUGUUAAGUGGGAGGGAGACGAAACGAGGCCGGAGAGGUUUUUAACUAGGGACUGCUAUCCGGUACAAGAUAAUGAGACGAAGAGGAAGAUUAUGGAGCGAUUGAACCAUUUGAGACUAGUCACUGACCUAACGAUACCAACACACGCUGUAUACUACAUUUUCGAUCAAGCAAUGUUAAAGCACAGAAAUAUCUGCGAACCUGGCCACGUGGAAUGCCCGGAGCGGAUACAAAGGAUACACGAAAGACAUAGAGACUUCGGUCUGCUAGACCGAGUACAUCAACUGACGGCAAGAACGGCUACUGAUGAAGAAAUACUGUCUGUGCAUACUGUCAAACAUCUCAACAGGCUAAAAGAGUUGGCGUCCACCAAGUUACGGGAUUUGAACAGUCAAAAAGAACAGUUCGACUCUGUUUACUUUCAUCCGGACUCGCUAGAGAGCGCUGCCGUCGCUACCGGCUGCGUUUUACAGAUGGUAGACACAGUUCUAUCCUGUGGCGGUUCGGGCGUUUGCGUCGUGCGUCCUCCCGGCCACCACGCCGACGACGACAUCUUGUUGGACAUCCCCAGUGGCUUCUGUCUGUUGAGCAACAUCCUAUACAUGUCCAUCCACCGGUACGAUCACGGCUCGUUCUUCCCGCAUUCCAAAGACGCCGACCACACCGCGGUGGGAGAGGGGAAAGGGGAGGGGUUCAACGUCAACGUGCCCUGGAACAAGCGCGGCAUGGGCGACGUGGAAUACAUGGCGGCGUUCACUCAGGUCAUCCUCCCGAUAGCGUACGAGUACAACCCCUCGCUCGUGCUCGUGUCGGCCGGCUUCGACGCCUGCGUCGGCGACCCGCUCGGAGGUUGCAAAGUGUCCCCCGAGUGCUACGGGCGCAUGACGCAGCUGCUGCGCGGGCUGGCCGGCGGCCGCGUGCUGCUCUGCCUCGAGGGCGGCUACAACGUCACCAGCAUCGCGCACGCCACGGCGCAGUGCACCAAGGCCCUCCUCGGCGACCCGCUCGCCCACCACUACGACAACUCGCCCACCAACCCCUCAGCCAUCGAAUCUAUCAAUGACGUCAUCACCACACAUAACAAGUACUGGAAAACCCUCAAGUUCCAACUCGCCCUCCCAGCCGAAAACGUUCUCGAAGACCCUCUACCGAGCCGCGGUCUUACCAUAACCGACGGCGACAAGUCCGAAAUGAGCUUCGAUUCUACCAAAACUCAAGACGACACUAUAGAAGCCCUCGCUUCACUGACUCUCAAAUCCGAUACCUCAUUAAAAUCGCCAGACAAAUGCUCCGAUGGCAUCCAUUGUGGCACCGACGAUGAGGACCCGGAGCAUUCGAAGAAAACAUCUAAAACUAGUAAGACUAGUAUUCCCGAACCUCAAGCGGGCUCUUCUAGAAGCGAACCGAAGCAAACUUUAGUAGACUACUUAGCGGAGAACAUGCAAGCUAUAGUGGAUGGUGAAAUGUUCGCAGUGAUACCUUUACCUUGGUGCCCUCAUAUAGACGGGCUGAGUGAGUUACCGGCUGAUGUGAAGUUCGAACAGGGACUCAAGUGCAGUGAGUGUGAAGAAACCAGUGAGGUGUGGGUGUGCCUGCAUUGUUACAUAAGAGCGUGCGGCCGCAGCGUCAACGCGCACAUGGAGUCUCACUACUCGUCGUCUUCGCACCCGCUAGUGCUGUCCCUCUCCGACCUAUCCGUCUGGUGCUACGAGUGCGACGCGUACGUCGACAAUCCCCGUCUCUUUCCCGCCAAGGACAACGCGCACUUCCACAAGUUCAACGAACACAUGCCUUAUUGUUAUAGAAGCGAUACGCUGCAUAUGGAGUGAUUGGAUUUUAAAAGCUUUCUUAAUGUUAUUCGCACGUGUAUCGUACGAUUUACAGUACAGUUUUGUCAUACGCAAGUAUACUCUUUCCCGAACUAGUGCGGGAUAGUACACUACGAUACAAGUGCGAAAUGAGUAAAUUUGAAUCGAGUGACGAUAUAUUAAAACACUACCGAAGGCAGUUGCGAAUUACCUAUUCGUACGUGUAGCGUAAUAUACGAUUACAGUACAUAUGUAUAGAGCAUUAAUUCGGGAAAGAACACAUUCCGUGCGUACAGUAGAUACGCUGUUUAAAGUUUCGACAUAUGCAAAUACUCUUUCCACUUUUAAAUUUAUUCUAAGCCUAGCGGCAUCGAUAGCAGACGUUUCUGCUUGUUGAAUAUUAA
Leguminivora glycinivorella is the source of this 3803-nucleotide messenger RNA. It is a transcript of the gene HDAC6, whose product is annotated as histone deacetylase 6. Gene Ontology annotation, cellular component: histone deacetylase complex. The record is from RefSeq and is a predicted model, not a curated record. Gene Ontology annotation, biological process: chromatin organization. Gene Ontology annotation, molecular function: zinc ion binding; histone deacetylase activity. Lineage: Eukaryota; Metazoa; Arthropoda; Insecta; Lepidoptera; Tortricidae. The transcript has 20 exons. The coding region runs from base 133 to 3420 and encodes 1095 amino acids.